AUGACACUGCCGAAGCUGACUGGGGGCAGCCGAAAACUGACUUGGAGGACGCUUGAUAAGCUGAACUGCGCUGCAGCAGCCCACGAACCGAGGGAAGGCAGCACAAGAUCAGCCAGUGCAGCAACCCACCUCUCUCCAUCAUGGCCUGUGGUUUUCACAGCACUUGCCCGUGUCAGCUGCAAAGCAUCCGGUGCUGCAGAGACGAUGUGCGUGGAGAUUACAGCAAAUAAAAGCCAUAGCCACGAAGGUUUAGGACUGAGGAAGCUUUCUGAAAAAGUACCUGUCACAACAGAAAUCCUCAACUUCAGCUUCAAUGUGCUGCCUUCCCUCCAGGAUUCAACCUUCUCUGAGUUGAAGUUUCUUCUCUCGGACUUAACAAGGUGUCAGAUCACGGGUUAUGAUGGCACCUUUCACAGCAACAGGCAGCUGAAGACAAUUGUGCUGACAGGAGACCUGCUCAUGUUUCUGUCUCACACAGCGUUUGCUGGCCCGCGUUCCCUGGAGAAGCUUGUCUUAACACAGACAGGAAUAACCAGUAUGUCCUUCAUUCCAAUGACAAAUCUGGAUGGCUUAGAUACCCUCAUCUUGGGCAGCAACCACAUCUCUUCAUUGCAGCUUCCUCCCAGCUUUCCCACUCAAAACCUCAAAUACCUCAACUUUCAAACAAACAACACAGGAGCAAUCACAGCAGCAGAUGUGCAUGUUCUGCAGAAUAUCAGCAAUAUAACUCUCAUCUUUACAGGCAAUGACAUUACAUACAUUGAACCUGGAGCCUUCCAGUCCCGUCUGGACUUCAGGGGCUGUGCUGACAUCUCUGGGGUCCUGGCAGGGAUAUAGAACUCCACAGCCGAGACCCUUUGGCUGGGAACAUUUUGUGGUGUGGAAAAGGAGCCCUACAUAAGCCCAGAUGUUUUACAAGGCCUCUGUAAUAUUUCUGUCAAGGAUCUCUAUCAGCUUAGGCUUUUCAGAAAUCUAAGUGCUGACACAUUUCAGUGCUUAACCAAGCUCCGAAAACUGGGCCUAACUCAUAGUCAUGUAAGACAUAUUCCUGCAGGACUCUAUGGAGCCAGCACAGAGAGAACAAGGGAAUUGCUCGAGGUGAACAGUGCUUAA
Molecule: messenger RNA, 1113 nt
Organism: Pipra filicauda (Wire-tailed manakin)
Lineage: Eukaryota; Metazoa; Chordata; Aves; Passeriformes; Pipridae
Gene: CD180
Product: CD180 molecule
Biological process (GO): B cell proliferation involved in immune response; cellular response to lipopolysaccharide; positive regulation of lipopolysaccharide-mediated signaling pathway
Cellular component (GO): extracellular matrix
Source: RefSeq, a predicted model, not a curated record